GGCGGCCGGCGUAUCACUGCGCAUGUGCAAAAGGAGGGGCAUCAAAGAGCGGCUCGUCUUAGAGACAGCAGCCUUGACCCACUUCUGGGGCGACCCCUCGAGGCGUAGACCCCGCCCUGCCUGCCGCUGUGGCGGCGCGGCCUGCGCAGCUCUGCUCUUACGUUCCCAGCGUCAAUCCUAACCUGGCCAGGCCUGGCCCCAUCCAUUUCUCCUCCCGCGGAACCCCUCCAUAGCGCUCAUUGCCCCUGCUGCCCUUCUCCAGCUCUUCUAGACCCUCUUGGAGCUGCGGGGACCAGACCAGGGCACCGGGUUCAAGCCGCGGGCGUAGAAAAGGGUCCUUUUACCCCAGGUCCUGCAGCACUGAAGAUGCAACCCAGGCAUCAUGGCGGGCACGGGGACCCCAGACCCCGGGGGCAGAGCUCGCUGCCGUCCCUCUUGGUGGCCGGGGUCCAUGGUCUGUCUUUCAUCCCCUCCUGGGCCCUGCACCGGUGCCCGAUGCAGCAGGGCUGGUGCCUGCCAGACACCCCCCCCCCCGGGCCCUGCAGCAGGUGUGCACGGGUGGGUGCAACACGUGUGCACGCCCACUCCCCACAGUGCGGGCGUGCAAAACCCGCGUGUGCCCGCCCGGCGCACAGAGGCUCGGCAGCGCGGGGUGGUGCAUAGCGACGUGACCGGAGUUUAUUUGUGUUUCCAACCCCGCGUCCGCUCCCUCGGGAUCGGUUUUAUUAUACAAAAUAUACAGAGUCCAAAACGCAAAGCGGCCGGAGGGGGGAGAGGGCGGGUGGCACCUGCCCCACGGCCGGGGCAGCGGCGCGGGGCGGGGGGCAGGGGCAAACCGACGCGCAACCCAGUGCCACCCCCGGGGCCCAGCACAGCAAGACAGCGUCCCAUCCGGCCCCUGCCCGGGGGAGAGGGGACAGGGCUCCUCCUGCCCCCGGCACACGCUCACGGCACCAGCCCCGGCCCCAGACAGGGCAGUGGGGAAAUAGCGGGGAGCGAGGGGCACCGGCAAGACUUGGGGGGUGCAGGCGGGGAGCCAGGGGCAUCUUCAGGGAGCUCUGCCAAACCCAGGGCCGGUUCCAGCACCGCGAGGAGGACGAGGAGGAGGACCCCCCAACACCGCAAGCGGGGCUCCAGGCCGCCCCUUCCCCUGCUGGAAGCAGCUCAGGGCCCUGGUGGGGGCUGCAGCACCUGCCAACCCCGGAGCAUCCAGGCACCCCCGGGGAGGCGCGCAGCCCACACCGCUCCCACGCUGGGGCCACCGGGCGCCUCUCCUGUGGGACGGGGCCUCCAGCUGACGCAGGGGGAGGGGGUCCCCAGCCCCCCCGAGGAGCGGGGCAGGCCGGGGGGUGCUCCCCACGCUGGCCGUGCCCCCAGGCCCUUCCCGGCGGGCGGCGGGGGGCAAGCAGGAUCCGGACGGCGCUGGCAGGAUCGGGCCGGGCGCUAG
Messenger RNA from Alligator mississippiensis (American alligator), 1447 nucleotides. RefSeq names its product collagen alpha-1(III) chain-like. Bases 383 to 1447 code for a protein of 354 amino acids. The transcript is spliced from 2 exons. The record is from RefSeq and is a predicted model, not a curated record. Lineage: Eukaryota; Metazoa; Chordata; Crocodylia; Alligatoridae.